This is a messenger RNA of Morone saxatilis (striped sea-bass), 2019 nucleotides long. RefSeq names its product pdgfa associated protein 1a (gene pdap1a). The record is from RefSeq and is a predicted model, not a curated record. Gene Ontology annotation, cellular component: cytosol. Lineage: Eukaryota; Metazoa; Chordata; Actinopteri; Moronidae. Bases 178 to 657 code for a protein of 159 amino acids. Gene Ontology annotation, molecular function: RNA binding. The transcript is spliced from 6 exons.
CAGGCGCAGUGAUCGCAGUGUUUCGACGUUUGUGCUGCCGACAGCGGGAGAGACGAACUACUUUCUAGCCUUUUCUCUUUUCUUUGAGCACUUUAAACCGUCGCCUUUGCUCACACAGCCGCCAGCCGUUCAGCCGUAUCACAGUGGACUCGAUCUGUAUAAAACUCACUUUUAAUAAUGCCUCGGGGCGGUAAAAAGGGCCACAAGGGCAGAGGGAAGCAAUUCAGCAACCCAGAAGAGAUUGACCGGCAGAUGAAAGCACAGAGGGAGCUGGAGGAAAAAGGUGGUGCAGAGAAAGAAAGCUCUUCAGAGUCCGAUGAAGAGAGCAGCAGCGAUGACGAAUCUGAGAAGAAGAGAAGCGGAGUGGAGGGACUCAUAGAGAUUGAGAAUCCCAACCGUGUGUCUCAGAAGAGCAAGAAGGUGACUGAAGUGGAUGUCACUGCUCCCAGAGAGCUGUCUCGCAGGGAGAGAGAGGAGAUAGAGAAGCAGAAAUCAAAGGAACGCUACAUGAAGCUUCAUCUAGAGGGGAAGACUGACCAGGCCAAGGCCGACCUGGCCAGAUUGGCUAUCAUCAAGAAACAGAGGGAGGAAGCUGCCAAGAAGAGAGACGAACUCAGGAAAGAUAAAGAAGCUGAAGAAGCCAAAGGAAAGCGCUAGUCCCCUACCUGAAGGCUUCGACGUGCACGUCAGUCUCAGAGGGAUGGCGAGAGGUGGAGAACGGGGAGGGGACCAAUUCGAGUGCCGUCAGAUCAGGGGUACUCCUGAACUCCUGUCCCUCAUUUCAAAUCGGAGGGGCAUGGGUCUUCCAUGACGGUGUGGUCAGGACAGGAAAAACCGGUGGAUCAAAGCGAGAUGAAGAGGAAUGCAACAUUUGGGAUGCCUCUAGUUUUCUCUUAAAAUCGUUGGGAGGAGACAAUCGCAGGUUUUCCAAGUGCUUCACUGCCUCUUUACUCUUCCCCACCCACCGUGGUUUUAAUUCUAAAGCUGCUGAAGUUGUUUCCUUUCCUUUUGAUUCAUACAUCUUUAGCCAAUACAAGUUUACUUAAUGACUGGACAGAUAUUACAACGAGCGUGCAUGAGGAUUUCUUUGGUGCUUUACUUUUCUUUCCGUCUCGCCUGUUUUUGUCAAAUCAUUGGCAGAUGGAGAAAAGAACACUAUUCAGAGGAUAAACUGAUAAAUAGGAAUUAUACAAUGUAGUGUAGUAUUUGUGGAUAUCUUGCAGACAUUGGUAUAAUUGUAACGUUUUUUUUUUUUUUCCAUCAUCCAAACAUGACUUAAAUAUUCAGUUUUUUCCACCAGCUUUAUUUUGUCCCAGUGUUGGUUUUGUUUUGAGCCCCCCUUUUAUUUUAUUUUGUCAUUUACAGUUGGAAGAAUUAGCAGUCCUCAAACCACAAGACACCUAGAAAGUAGAAAAUAUUUAGCUUCUUUUGCUUUUUCACAGCUCUUUCGCCCCAAAUGUACUCUCACGCACUUAAACCAUCUUAUUGCUGUCAGUUCAAAAGUGUUUCAAAAUGUUUUGUACUCCUUUGCUCAAAGCACCAGGAAUAUUACUUGAAUUGCCUAUAAUAAGCAUUUUUAAGUUGUCAAACAUCAGUGCUGGAAAGCAUUGUCUCACGCUGCCUCAGUAACUGUGGCUUUGCCCUGUUUCUGAUGGGAUCCUCUGUGGCUCUGUUGGGAGGGAUUGUGUCUUUGUUGCCUUUUCAAAGUUUACACAGGACCAGUUCACUGUCUUUAUCCUGGAAUUAAAGUGCUACGAAGAACCUACACUUAGUUUAUUAUGUACAUUUACACAAGUGUGCAAAAUAAACUGGUAACUCAGCAUGUGCUGGGAUUUGGAAAUGCCUUGAUCAGGAAAACAGUAUUCCCUAUAAUAUGGAAGUAGCUUAAAGAGCAAACCACAAAGUGAGAAAUGUAGACGCAGCAUAAAAAUAUAUUCCUCAAGUUUUCCAUCAUGUAUUUGAAGUCAUUUUUAAAAAUAAAUUCAUUAAUAAAUAAAUAAAUGACUAUCUUGUAUUUCC